UCCUAAAUUACAAAAACGUCAACUUCAUUUUUACUAUAUUCAUCUCUACUAUAAUGUCAAUAACUAUCAUUGGUCUCCAUCUUCCAAUUUUAUUGGCUUAUCUAUAAACACCACUUUUGAUAUUACUAUGGAUCAAACUCUAACCGUCACUACCAACUUCAAACUACCAUUAUUUGCAUUUUUGUUGAAAUAAUUUGUAACUUAUGGUGAGAACAAGAAAACAAAAGAAAGCAAAAUCCUCUCUUUGUACUUUUCAGAUCACAUCAUCUUUUAUUUAUCCCCUGGAGAAGAGGGAAAUUAGAUCUACCAAUACCACGUGCUGCACGUGGUAACAGAUCUGCUACUCUCAAUUCCCUACUCUCACUACAAAAACAAAGCUCUGUCAUCCCAAUCUCUCAGAAGCCCAUGGACGCCCAUCAAGCUUCGGAUCCAACCACCACUACCAUUUUGAUGUUUCCAUGGCUUCGCUAUGGCCAUCUCUCUGCUUACUUGGAGCUGUCCAAAGCUCUCUCUAGCAGGAAAAACUUCCUCAUCUAUUUCUGUUCAACUCCUGUUAAUCUUGACUCCAUUAAACCAAAGCUUAUUCCUUCUCCUUCCAUUCAAUUUGUGGAGCUUCAUCUCCCUUCUUCUCCUGAAUUUCCUCCCCAUCUUCACACAACCAAAGCCCUCCCCCUUCACCUUACGCCCGCCCUCCACCAAGCCUUCGCUGCCGCCGCCCCACUCUUUGAGACAAUUUUAAAAACACUUUCUCCCCAUCUCCUCAUUUAUGACUGUUUCCAGUCUUGGGCUCCUCGCUUAGCUUCCUCCCUUAACAUUCCCGCCAUCAAUUUCAACACCUCUGGCGCUUCAAUCAUUUCUUAUGCCUUUCACUCAAUUCACCGCCCCGGUUCUAAAUUCCCAAUCUCAGAUUUUGUACUUCACAAUCAUUGGAAUUCCAAGUACAACUCUACCCUUCGAGAACACGCCCACUGCGUCAAAGAAGCUUUUUUCGAAUGCCUUAAUACAUCUCGCGAUGUAAUUCUUACUAAUAGCUUCAAAGAGGUGGAGGGAGAAUACAUGGAUUAUAUCUCCCUUCUAUCAAAAAAGAAAGUAAUCCCAGUUGGGCCAUUGGUGUACGAACCAAAUGAGAAGGAUGAAGAAGAUGAAGAUUAUUCAAGAAUCAAGAAUUGGCUGGACAAAAAGGAAGCUCUGUCAACGGUUCUGGCGUCAUUGGGAAGCGAAAGCUACGCGUCGGAGGAAGAAAAGGAAGAAAUAGUAAAAGGGUUAGUAGAAAGUGGGGCAAAUUUCAUAUGGGUUGAAAGGAUUAAUCAAAAAGGAGACGAAGAACAACAAAUCAAGAGAAGGGAAUUGCUGGAGAAGGGUGGAGAAAGAGCAAUGGUAGUGAAAGGAUGGGCUCCACAGGGGAAGAUACUGAAGCAUGGAAGCAUUGGGGGAUUUGUAAGCCAUUGUGGAUGGAACUCUGUUUUGGAAAGUACUGUGUCUGGCGUUCCCAUAAUCGGAGUUCCGUUGUUCGGAGAUCAACCAUUUAACGCCGGAGUAGUGGAAGAAGCAGGGAUCGGAGUGGAGGCCAAACGAGAUCAUGACGGCAAAAUUCAAAGACAAGAAGUUGCAAAACUGAUCAAAGAAGUAGUGGUUGAAAAAAGCAGAGAAGAAAUAAGGAUGAGAGUAAGAGAAAUGAGUGAGAUUGUGAAGAGGAGAGGCGAUGAGAAGAUCGAGGAGUUGCUAACUCAAAUCUCUCGCCUCUCUAACAUUUCAUAAACAUCUCAUGGAAUCAUAGUGAUAAUUUCAUCUUUGAAUUAAUCGCAAUAAAAAAUAAUUUUAAAUUAAUAAAAAAUUUAUAAUCCA
Cucumis melo (muskmelon) is the source of this 1845-nucleotide messenger RNA. RefSeq names its product UDP-glucosyltransferase 29-like. Gene Ontology annotation, molecular function: UDP-glycosyltransferase activity. NCBI's taxonomy places the organism in Eukaryota, Viridiplantae, Streptophyta, Magnoliopsida, Cucurbitales, Cucurbitaceae. The record is from RefSeq and is a predicted model, not a curated record. The coding region runs from base 406 to 1758 and encodes 450 amino acids. The transcript has a single exon.